AUGAUUCCAUUGUUGAAAAUGAUGUCGCAUGGUAUAGAACAAGAGGCAAUUAUUGCACUAAAUAAGUUGGAAGAUGAUUCAGAGUCAUCAUUAUUAGGUUUGACAAUUUCAAAAGUACCAUUGAUUUCAGGAGAUUCUAUGAUCUCAGAAAUUCCAGAUACUGAGGCUAUUGUGGGUUUGACAACCUUGGAAGAUUUAGAUACUGAACAUUUGGCUUUACUUAUUAUAUGGGGGUUCUCUAGCAAAAGGUAG
Molecule: messenger RNA, 252 nt
Organism: Entrophospora candida
Lineage: Eukaryota; Fungi; Glomeromycota; Glomeromycetes; Entrophosporales; Entrophosporaceae
Source: the annotation of a GenBank genome assembly